Messenger RNA from Carassius gibelio (silver crucian carp), 3848 nucleotides. RefSeq lists its product as uncharacterized. The record is from RefSeq and is a predicted model, not a curated record. The transcript is spliced from 3 exons. NCBI's taxonomy places the organism in Eukaryota, Metazoa, Chordata, Actinopteri, Cypriniformes, Cyprinidae. Bases 822 to 2099 code for a protein of 425 amino acids.
UUGGUGUCUCAUAAGGCUCCUUCCUUUUCUUAUUGGUCACUGUGUCCCUGAGGGUGACAACACUUGGGAAAUUAUCAUGCUUCUCAAAGAUGUGGUUGAGCUAGCUGUUGCACCAAGGCAUACUGAGGAGACACUGCAUUUCCUGGACUGUAAAAUAGCAGAGCACAGACAGCUGCUGCUGUCAACAUUUCCAGAUUUUCAUUUAAGGCCAAAACAUCACUUUUUGGAACAUUACCCUCAGCUUGUAAGGAAAUUUGGUCCCCUGUGUGAUGUUUGGACAAUGCGCUUUGAGGGGAAGCACAAGUUCUUUAAAAAGGCAAUUCGCAAUGUGCAAAACUUCAAAAAUGUUGCCAUGACACUUGCUACCAAACACCAGAAAGCAGUCAGUUACCACCUUGACUGUAGCUCCUUUUUCAGACCGUCAGUUGAGAUGACAAAAGUUACCCCAGUUUUGCUUGCCUCUUUUCCUUUGAACGUUCAGAGAGUAAUUGCGCAAAACAUUACAAAGCCUGAGUCGGUUCUUAAUGCAUCAUCUGUUUGUGUAGAUGGAAUCAAAUAUCAUCCCGGCAUGAUACUCUCUACUGGCUCAUGCUCCGGUCUCCCUGAAUUUGCCCAGAUUCAAAAAAUUGUGGCUGUUAACACAGAAAUUAUGUUUGUUUGCCACAAAAUGACAGCAUGGUAUUGUGAGCAUUUAAGAUCUUACCAACUUGUCUGUAAUGAGGUCCCCUCUUUGGUUGUGGUUCAGAUGUCAGACUUGAAUGAUGUCUUCCCAUUAUCAGCAUAUAGGGUACAAGGAGAAUUUAUGGUAACACUGAGACGAUAUGUUAUUUGCUAAAUACCUGUCUUUUAUCAUGAUUUCCCAGAUGGCUGAGCAAGAGAAUAUAACCAUGAGGGUUAUUGUCUCCGAGGGAGAUAUAAGAAAGAUGACGACAAAACGACCUGACACGCUUGACGAUUUGAUUGGCUGGCUCAAAGGCACUCUCAAAGCAAACUAUAGUUUCACCUUACAGUACCAAGAUCCUGAAUUUAACAAUGAACUGUGUAACCUCACCAAUCUCUCUGAGCUCCCAGAGAAGCCAACAAUCAAAAUCAUCCCUAUGAUUGAGCUGGUACCAAUCUCAGCCGACACUGAAUCAUAUGGUGACACAAGCAGCCAGGCAGACACAGAGAUCCUGUCCAGCUCCUCUCUGGAUAGAAGUUUUCAGUGGCCAGAGGUAUUUGACGUUCCCAAAUUUUCGGUUGAUGUUGAGUACAGACUUCGUCAAGGUAACCUGUUGUAUCUGAGAGAUGGAACAUGUCUUAAGGUGACAAAAGAGAUGAAACAUGAUAUACUGGAGAAAUUGGCCGAGACCAUGUAUGCAUUUAAAGCAUAUCCAGAAAAGGAAGAUUUUGAAGCAGUUGCAAAAGCCUUAGUACAAACCCACCCGUGUCUCAAAGAAUCAGGGUCAUCCUCCGGCUGGAAUGGAUGGAAGAACAGUCUCAAGUUCAAGAUGGGAAACUACAGAACCAAAAUGCGCCAGAUUGGACGAGUUGAUGUCACUGUCAAUGGUGGUAAACGUGGAAGGUACACUGCAAAUGCCGACCCUUCUCACAAAGGCAUAAAAAAGCCAAGGAAAGGAGAAUUAAAUUUCCUACCUGAAUAUCCAGAGGGGAGGGUUGACCACAACCUGGAAGAAGCUCGCCAGGUUUUGGUCAAUGAAAUGAUGAAGACAAAGCCAAAUGGGUCCCUUGUUAAGAAAGAGAUGGACCUGACAUUUGCGCUUCGGAGAAAAGAAGUUGUCCAAAACAAGCCUGCCAUCAGCCAGAUGUUACAUCGAUGGCCAGCUCUUUUCACAGAAAGCCAGGUUUAUUACGAGUUCUCCAGAGUGGUGGGGAAAAGUCUGCAAGAUAAUUUCUUUGAUGAACUUGACCGUUUCUCUCCAAGGCUGAUGGACCUCUUUCGGAAGAAGAAAGGCCUUACCGGCCAGCUUUUGGCUGAGCUUUUACGUCAGACAAAGACCACUGAGCCAACAGACAUCAGGUGCCUAUGUCUUCGGGGACUGCCUGUCAUCUUGGCGGAUGAUUCUUCUGCCUUCUUCAGGACAUGCUCUUUAAGUUAAUUUGUUUUUGUAAAUGUUGCAGGUGCAUGCUCCCUUUGUCUCCUUUUUAGCUGUUAAUGAACACUGCCAUUCAUUUUCAAAAUUAUUUGAUCAGCAUCAGUGUCUCCAUUAAGUCUCUAUUUUAUGGCCGAGCAAAGAUAGUUUACCCACUUUCAGUCCCAGUCCUAUUGAAAAAGUUGAAAAUUGCUCCCAAUAACUAAAGUUGUAUGAAUCCUUUUACAAUUUCCCAAUUAGUUUUUUAACUUUACUGUCACCAGUUGGAACUUGUGAAAAUGUUUUGGGGUCUAAAACUCAAAUGGGGAGUUCUGAUUGCACUUGUUAGGUUCUGGUUGCUCCAUUGAAAAAAAAAAUUCAGCAUGGCUGUGACUCAAAGUGAGUAAACUACAUAUUUUGGGCAAAGUGUUGCAACCUGUACAGAUCUGAAUAUGGCAUUUGAUAAAAAUUCAAUAUCGUCCUUUUAAUAUGAAUUACUUUCAGUGUGGUUUAUGUUGUACAAUGCUGUUCAUUAUGAACAGUCACAGGUUAUUUUUGGUGCACAAAAACCAUUUUCUAACUGGCAUGUUUAUGUUCUCUCCUUGUCAAAAUGUUUCUUUCAAUGAUAGGAUGUAACUGACAAGGACUCGUACAGUGAAACUCCAGUGGGAAUUCUCUGCCUUGGUCAAGAAAAUACCCAGCUCAACCCAUCCAGAGUAGGGAUCAUCUUGGAAGGGUCUGUGGUAAUGGAUGAACUGUCCAACCUACCUCAGGCCUUCUGUGUCCUUUUCGGACUGAUCUAUGCCCUGCACCUGGACUACCCCAAGUGCAUGAAAAACACUUUCAAUUUUAUUCAGCAAGUAAUGCUCAAACUGGGUAAAAGUGAGCUGGUACCCAAAAUUCAAACUUUGAAAAAUCAGCUGGAAGCAUAAAUCGGGGUUCGUAAUGGCUCUUCUACUGUUCCAGAUUUGUUUGCCACAGUUUGCAAUGUUGGACUUGACUGAUGAAAACAUGUUUACUGUUGUGUAAGGUUUGGGGUACAUGUGUUCUGUGGUAUUUGCACUGAUUUUUGCACAAGAUUCCAUGACACAGGCUUUGAUAAAAUUUAAUUUCAAAUGAGUUGGGUAUUUUAGUUACAUUACCAACUAAAAGCUGAUGCAUCUUGGUGCAUUUUGGAUUUUCAAGAUAUAUAGAGUAGAUAUUUUAGUCAUGUGUGUUCAACUAUAUAAAACAUUUCCCUAAUAGGAGUGUAAGUUAUAAUACAGUUUUAAUGUGAUUUGUUGUAAUAAUGAUGUACACAUGCCUGAGCACAAUAAGUGUUUUUGUUGGCAUGAUGGUGCUUUGUUUUAUGCAAUGUUCAGGGCAUGAAUGACACACAUUUUGCCACUGUUUCUGGCUUAUGAUUCAAGGUUGUUAAAGCAGGGGACAACAACCCUGUAACUUAAUGCUGUUUUUAAAUAAAACAGUAAAAAAAAAUUACUUUUGUAUUGCGUAUUUGUCUUAAUUUAAACGUUCUAGUUUAGCACAUGCAAUGAAUACAAAGGUUUAGUUACUUUAACUUAAAAUAGUAAGUGGAGUUCAUGUGACAAGGCAAUUGAUAUUACAAGAGAUUGUAAGUAAAAUCAACUUGGCAUUCAGUAUAUUGAACUUAAAAUAAUAAUUCCACCCUUUCAUGCAUUUAAGUUAAAUGCACUCAAGUUUUCAUAACCCAUUACUUAAAGUUUUUAAGGCAACCGGUUUCCUCAAAUUUUUUAAGUAAAUUCAACUUAUCCGGGC